UUCUAACGGCGGAAAUCCGUUCAAAACUUGAAGUAAACAAUUGUGGGCUCCACUUCCUGAACCAUUUAAAUUGCCCAAUGCUUAAACGGCCCAAAAAUUCUCAGGAAAGUUAAUUAUUUUCAACCAAUUUCCGGAAAUUUUACACGUAUUUGAGUUGAUCGUGAGAGAUGAAGGCGGAGAAGUGGAUUUGACUAGCGUUGUUUGAUAGUUUCAGUUUUGGCUCGGACUUUCACUUUUUUUCCUCACUCAGGGAGAAAGAUUGUGAUCUUCUUGGGCUACAAUGUCGAUUGCCAGCGUAGCUCUCUGUCCUGUUUAUGAAGACUACUGGAACUUCCCAGGCCGUGUCUCGGGGCAGCGUGGCCUGUGGUCGACUGACUCGAUCUUGAUCUACCUUACAGUUGGUGGUUCGGUGAUUCCUAUGAGGGUUCUUGAAUCAGAUUCAAUUGCUUCUGUCAAACUCAGAAUCCAAGGUUGUAGAGGGUUCUCUGCAAAGCAGCAGAAGCUCGUUUACGAUGGGAAAGAACUGGCAAGGAACAACUCUCAGAUGCGGGACUAUGGUGUUUCUGAUGGGAAUGUGUUACACCUGGUUGUCCGCCUCUCUGAUCUCCAAGCCAUCACAGUUAGGACAGUUUGUGGCAAGGAAAUCGAGUUUCGUGUUCAAAGAAAAAGGAAUGUGGGGUAUGUGAAACAGCAGAUUGCUGAGAGGGGUGAUGGUAUUUUUGAUCUCAAAGAUCAAGAAUUGCUCUGUGAUGGUGAGGAGCUUGAAGAUCAGAGGAUCAUAGACGAUUUAUGUAGGAGCAAUGAUGCUGUGAUUCAUUUACUGGUUCGUAAGUCUGCAAAGCUCAGGGCUGUGCCUGUUGAAAAAGAUUUUGAGGUCUCAAUAGUAGCAUCAGAUGUAGAAGAGAAGGUAGGUGAUAAAGUGAAUAGGUGGAGAAGGAGAAGUCAAACUGAGAAGCUUCCAAUAGUUGCUGUCAAUCCCUCGCCACGAGAGGUUCCAAUAGAACCACUGAUUGUCAACCCUAAGAUCGUCUUGUCACCUGUGAUUGAACAACUAAUUGAUGAGACUCUUAAUGGGCUAGAAAAGGGUAAUCAACCUAUUAGAUCUUCCGAGGGAUCAGGGGGGGCUUAUUUCAUGCAAGAUUUAUCUGGUCAGAAAUAUGUUUCUGUUUUUAAGCCAGUUGAUGAGGAGCCCAUGGCUGUGAAUAAUCCUCGAGGCUUACCCUUGUCCCCUAACGGUGAAGGUUUGAAGGAAGGUACACGAGUAGGGGAAGGGGCGUUCAGGGAAGUUGCAGCAUAUAUUCUGGACCAUCCAAUAGGAGGUCCACGCUCAACUUGUAGUGAUGAGAAAGGCUUUGCUGGCGUCCCGCCUACGGUCAUGGUGAAGUGUCAGCAUAGCACAUUCCACUACUCAGAAGGUUUUGACCGUGCAUCGAGUAAGUUUGGCUCACUUCAGAUGUUCAUGAAGAACUGCGGUAGCUGUGAGGACAUGGGCCCUCAUGCUUUCCCUGUGGAGGAAGUUCACAAGAUAUGUAUACUCGACAUCAGGUUGGCAAAUGCAGACAGACAUGCUGGCAACAUUCUGAUUCAGAAAGAUGCUGAGGAUCAAAUUGUUCUUAUCCCGAUUGAUCAUGGUUACUGCAUGCCCGAGAAUUUCAAAGAUUGCACAUUUGAGUGGCUCUACUGGCCUCAAGCUCGGGAACCUUUCACCCCCGAUGAGAUUUCAUACAUAAACUCCUUAGAUGCUGACAAAGACAUUGAAGUUCUGAACUUCUACGGAUGGAACGUACCAGAAAACUGUGCACGCGUCUUCCGCAUCUCCACCAUGCUUCUUAAAAAAGGUGCAGAGAGAGGGCUGACUCCCUUUGCCAUCGGAAGCAUCAUGUGCAGGGAGACAGUUAAGGAAGAGUCUGUCAUCGAGAAGAUAGUUGAGGAAUCCGAAGAAUCUGUGCUGCCUGGAACAAGCGAAUCAGCAUUCCUCGAGUCUAUCUCAGUGAUCGUGGACCGUUACCUUGACGGCCUCUCCCCCUAAUCGCAACGUGCAGUUACAUAGAAACUGUUGCUGUGAAUAUGAUAUGGUUGAUGGAUGGCCUUUGUAAACUUACAAGUGCAGUGUUGUCAUCACCUUUUAUCGUUACAACACGAGUCGCUGGUCGUCAGUCAGUCGUCACUCCACCCCCGUGGAAUGGAGAAACAGUGUAAUGACUUUUAUCAAGAGUAUGAACAUAUCAGUGUGUCAUAACAUACGUAUAGUAAUGACCUGCUUUUAUCUGAGUGAGUUGAGUGUAUGUGAACUUGCAGCUUAUAAGGUUGUCUACAUAUGAUGAUGGAAUGUUUUUAAUGAUAGGGAGUGUAUUUCUUUUUAGAAUAAGAUGAAAAUCAAAUUGUUUA
Messenger RNA from Salvia splendens (bonfire salvia), 2388 nucleotides. Its product is annotated as phosphatidylinositol 4-kinase gamma 3. The coding region runs from base 281 to 2029 and encodes 582 amino acids. Gene Ontology annotation, molecular function: protein binding. The transcript is spliced from 3 exons. Lineage: Eukaryota; Viridiplantae; Streptophyta; Magnoliopsida; Lamiales; Lamiaceae. The record is from RefSeq and is a predicted model, not a curated record.